Messenger RNA from Salvia miltiorrhiza (redroot sage), 1679 nucleotides. Its product is annotated as protein REDUCED CHLOROPLAST COVERAGE 3-like. The transcript has 5 exons. NCBI's taxonomy places the organism in Eukaryota, Viridiplantae, Streptophyta, Magnoliopsida, Lamiales, Lamiaceae. The record is from RefSeq and is a predicted model, not a curated record. Gene Ontology annotation, biological process: organelle organization. Gene Ontology annotation, cellular component: cytoplasm. The coding region runs from base 1191 to 1679 and encodes 162 amino acids. Gene Ontology annotation, molecular function: protein binding.
UUUUCACCCCAAGAAAAACAAAGUUGCGUCCCGCCGUCUGAAGCUAGCAGCCGGGUCGUCCCGCCGCCCUCCACCACAAUCUUCGUCGGACUGCUACUCAGUCGGAAAUCAUUAUCUCCUGCUGUCCGCCGCCCUCUGCCACAAUCUCCGCCAGAUCUGCGAUUCCAAUCGCCGGCAACCAAGAUGUCCACUCCGCAUGUCGCCUUUCCAUUGCUGUCCAAAGUCACCGCCGCCGUGAAGAGCCAUCAACGCGAAGCCUCCGCCGCUCUGCUGCUCUGCCGGAAACCAUCUACUGGCUGCCUCCGCCGCUCUGCUGCUUUGCCGGAAACCGUCGACGACCUAUUGUACAUUUUUGAUAUGUAGUUACAAGGUAUGAUACGAACAUGGAGUUACAAGGUAAUAACGAUUACUGAUUUCUGAAUUUUAAAUUUUCCCCUAUUUGAAACCCUAAUUGAAAGCUGUGGAAGAAACAUUUUCCCCCUUUCUGUUAAUUUCCCUUUUCAAUUUCCCCGUUGAAUUCGACGCUUUGAUAGUGUUAUUUAGGGCUCAGAGGCUCCAAUAAUUCCAAGGCGAUGCUCUCUUCUCUGCUGAACAAGAGGGAAAAGCUGCAAGACUAGCUCCGGAGUGUUGAAAAGCAGGAACCAUGCCAAAGGUGAAGACAAACCGAGUAAAGAUACCAGAGGGGUGGGAGCUGAUUGAACCUACUCUACGUGAACUACAAGCAAAGAUGAGAGAAGGUUCUUUUUUUUAUUGAUAAUAAUCUUUUUUGUUUUGUUUUUUGCAUUAUUCUUGUUAUUUUCAUUUUAAUCUUAUGAGUUGGUGUUAAGUAGUGAACAUUUUUUCUGCUUUCUUUCUUUUCAAUUUAGCUGGAAGAUGCUGUGAAUUAUGGAACAAAGGUAUUAAUUUAGUGGUAUAUAAUAUAAUUUGGUGCUCCACAUUAUCAUUUAAGUCAUGUUUUCAUGACUCAACAUUGAAUUUGCAUUUGUGAAACUGAAGGCUCUGGCAAAGAUGAUAGCUGUCUGCGGUCCUUAUCAUCGUACAACUGCUAGUGCUUACAGUCUUCUUGAUUGUGUGUACAGUUGGAUGAUGUUUAAUAUAACUCCUCAAGUUCAUUGUUAUCGGAAAUUCUGUUGUAUAGGCGACUAUUGGAUAUCAAUGAAAUAGAGCUGGGGCUUGACCAUCCAGAUACAAUGAAGAGCUAUGGGGAUCUAUCAGUAUUUUAUUAUCGCCUUCAGCAUAUUGAAUUGGCUCUGAAAUAUGUCAACCGUGCAUUGUUUCUUCUCCAUUUCACAUGUGGGCUUUCUCACCCAAAUACAGCAGCUACUUACAUAAAUGUAGCUAUGAUGGAAGAAGGCAUGGGAAAUGUUCAUGUUGCUCUCAGAUAUCUACAUGAAGCCCUUAAGUGCAACCAAAGACUAUUAGGAGCGGAUCACAUCCAGGUUAUAGCUGAAAACCAAUCGUUUUCUGGUAUUCCCAUUCUGAGGAGCACAGAAGGCUUAUUUUUCUUCUUUCAAUUCCUAGGCUUGAAGAAAACAUUAAUCAAAUUAUUUUAUUUUGAUUUUUAUUGUCUUGUGCAGAAAAUGAAAGAAGAAUUGAAAAGAUUGAAAGAUGAGAAUACUACACUUACAAGAGAUCAUAAAGCUAAGAAAUUGGAUAGAAGACCAAAACAAACAAUUUGA